CUGAGACUGGGGACAGGGUCAGAGGAACCCGGAUCAGGCCUUGCCCACAGCCGGGCUCACUAGCAGCCCAGAGCUGGUCACUGGGCUGCCCACUUUCUGCCCUAGUCCCACUGGUGCGGAUGUGCCACUGCCCACUGGAGCACCAUGAUGCCAGGAUGACCUCAGGUGAAGCAGCAGCAUUUGCUGGUGGUGCUCAGGUGGCUAGGCCCUCCGAAUGGCCUGCUGGGAGCCCCCAGGCCCUUGGGCAACCUGGCCGAGCCCGGGUGGCCAUGGCAGCACUGGUGUGGCUGUUGGCAGGAGCCAGCAUGUCAAGCCUCAACAAGUGGAUCUUCACUGUGCACAGCUUCAAACGGCCCCUGCUGCUCUCAGCACUGCACAUGCUGGCAGCAGCGCUGGCAUGCCACUGGGGGGCACAGCGCACCAUGCCAGGUGGCACCCGCUGCCGUGUGCUUCUGCUCAGCCUCACCUUUGGCACCUCAAUGGCCUGUGGCAACAUGGGACUGAGUGCCGUGCCCCUGGACCUAGCUCAGCUGGUCACCACCACCACACCACUGUUCACACUGGCUCUGUCAGCACUGUUGCUGGGCCGUCGUCACCACCCGCUGCAGUUGGCUGCCAUGGGCCCCCUCUGCCUUGGGGCUGCCUGCAGCCUGGCUGGAGAGUUCCGGACGCCUCCCACUGGCUGUGGUUUCCUGCUGGUAGCCACCUGCCUCCGAGGCCUCAAGUCUGUUCAGCAGAGUGCCCUGCUGCAGGAGGAAAGGCUGGACGCGGUGACCUUGCUGUAUGCCACCUCGCUGCCCAGUUUCUGCCUGCUGGCAGGUGCGGCACUGGUCUUGGAGGCUGGUGUGGCCCCGCCGCCCACUUCUGAUGACUGUCACCUCUGGGCCUGUAUCCUGCUCAGCUGCCUCCUAUCUGUGCUCUACAACCUGGCCAGCUUCUCCCUGCUGGCCCUCACCUCAGCCCUCACCGUCCAUGUCCUGGGCAACCUCACCGUCGUGGGCAACCUCGUCCUAUCCCGGCUCUUAUUUGGCAGCUGCCUCAGUGCCCUUAGCUAUGUGGGCAUUGCACUGACUCUUUCAGGAAUGUUCCUUUACCACAACUGCAAGUUUGUGGCCUCCUGGGCUGCCCGCUGGAGACUGUGGUGGAGGGACCAGCCUGGCAAGGGUCUUUGAGACUGGAGGAGCUCAGGGCCUACCUAGGACAGCCCUAGACUGAAUCUAACCUCAGCCAGUGGCCAUAGAAAAAGUGGAGAACAGGCAGCUGCCACUUCUGGGGGCCAUGGGAGGGAGAGGCACCUUCUGGAAGGGCUGCUUCAGAGGCUGGAACAGGGACUCCAGAGAGACCCACCUCCUGUCCUUGCCUGCCUCACCCCCAUCACAGACGCUGCUCACUACUGGAUGGUGGGUCAAGCCUGGCACAGUCACUGUGUUUGUAGGAGUAAUUAUUAGGAUCAGUAUCAACUAGAGCACCAAAAAUUGCUGGGCAAAUUUUGAAGACCUCAACAUGUUACAGUGGUGAUGAUGAUGGUGAUUCUUGGUGGUUGCACAAUCCUUCCUUCAGCGGGGGAGGCAGCUAGGGGGCCCAGGGAAGGACUUCUUUGCUGCCAGGCUCCUCUAGAGAGUCAGGUAGUGUGUACCAACUCUAGGCAGCUGCUGCGGCCUCACCCUUGGGCCCCCCAGUUUUGGGUCAUCCGCCCUCAAAUAAACUAUUUUUGCUUGUA
Molecule: messenger RNA, 1720 nt
Organism: Otolemur garnettii (small-eared galago)
Lineage: Eukaryota; Metazoa; Chordata; Mammalia; Primates; Galagidae
Gene: SLC35E4
Product: solute carrier family 35 member E4
Exons: 2
Coding region: 120-1172 (350 amino acids)
Cellular component (GO): Golgi apparatus
Molecular function (GO): antiporter activity
Source: RefSeq, a predicted model, not a curated record